CCGCCGGGCGCGCGCCUCGCGCCUCGCCCCUUCCCGAGUGCCCGUCGCCAUGAGCGUCAACGGAGGCUCCCACCCGCGGAUCAACACGCUGGGCCGCCUGACCCGCGCCGAGUCCGGCCCGGACCUGCGCUUCGAGGUGACGGGCGGCGGGGGCGGCGGGGGCACGAGCAGGAUGUACUACUCGCGGCGCUGCACGGUGGACCAGAACUCCGACGGCUACGGCCAAACUGGCACGAUGCCCAGGCACCAGAACCAGAACACCAUCCAGGAGCUGCUGCAGAAUUGCGCUGACUGCCUGAUGCGGGCGGAGCUGAUCGUGCAGCCGGAACUGAAGUACGGAGAUGGAAUACAGCUGGCCCGGAGCAGAGAGCUGGAUGAGUGCUUCGCGCAGGCCAACGAGCAGAUGGAAGUCACCGACAGCUUGCUCCGGGAGAUGCGGCAGAUGGGCCAGCCGUGUGACGCUUACCAGAAGAGACUGCUGCAGCUCCAGGAGCAAAUGCGAGCCCUUUACAAAGCCAUCAGCGUCCCCCGCGUGCGCAGGGCCAGCUCCAAGGGCGGUGGAUACACGUGUCAGAGCGGCUCCGGGUGGGACGAGUUCACCAAGCGCCUCACCAGCGAGUGUGUGGGGUGGAUGAGGCAGCAAAGGGCGGAGAUGGACAUGAUGGCCUGGGGUGUGGAUCUGGCCUCGGUGGAGCAGCACAUCAACAGCCACAGGAGCAUCCACAACGCCAUCGGGGACUACCGCUGGCAGCUGGACAAGAUCAAGGCCGACCUGCGUGAGAAGUCUGCCAUCUACCAGCUGGAGGAGGAGUAUGAGAACCUGCUGAAAGCAUCCUUCGAGAGGAUGGACCACCUGCGGCAGCUGCAGAACAUCAUCCAGGCCACCUCCCGCGAGAUCAUGUGGAUCAACGACUGCGAGGAGGAGGAGCUGCUGUACGACUGGAGCGACAAGAACACCAACAUCGCUCAGAAGCAGGAGGCCUUCUCGAUACGCAUGAGUCAACUGGAAGUCAAGGAAAAAGAACUGAAUAAACUCAAACAAGAAAGUGACCAGCUUGUCCUCAAUCAGCAUCCGGCUUCUGACAAAAUCGAGGCGUACAUGGACACCCUGCAGACGCAGUGGAGCUGGAUUCUGCAGAUCACCAAGUGCAUCGACGUGCACCUCAAGGAGAACGCCGCCUACUUCCAGUUUUUUGAAGAGGCACAGUCCACUGAAGCCUACCUGAAGGGCCUCCAGGACUCCAUCAGGAAGAAGUACCCCUGUGACAAGAACAUGCCCCUGCAACACCUGCUGGAGCAGAUCAAAGAGCUCGAGAAAGAGCGAGAGAAAAUCCUGGAAUACAAACGCCAGGUGCAGAACCUGGUGAACAAGUCCAAGAAGAUUGUGCAGCUGAAGCCGCGGAACCCAGACUACAGGAGCAGCAAGCCCAUCAUCCUGAGGGCGCUCUGCGACUACAAGCAGGACCAGAAAAUCGUGCACAAAGGGGACGAGUGUAUCCUCAAGGACAACAACGAGCGCAGCAAGUGGUACGUCACCGGCCCGGGGGGCGUGGACAUGCUCGUGCCCUCGGUCAGCCUCAUCAUCCCGCCGCCGAACCCCCUGGCCGUGGAGCUCUCCUCCAAGAUUGAGCAGUACUAUGAAGCUAUCUUGGCCCUGUGGAACCAGCUGUACAUCAACAUGAAGAGCCUGGUGUCCUGGCACUACUGCAUGAUCGACAUUGAGAAAAUCAGGGCCAUGACCAUUGCCAAGCUGAAGACCAUGAGGCAGGAAGACUACAUGAAGACCAUCUCCGACCUGGAGUUGCAUUACCAAGAGUUCAUCCGCAACAGCCAGGGCUCAGAGAUGUUCGGUGACGAUGACAAGCGCAAGAUACAGUCCCAGUUCACCGACGCCCAGAAACACUACCAGACGCUGGUCAUCCAGCUGCCCGGCCACCCGCAGCAUCAGACAGUUACCACAACCGAGAUCACCCAUGUUGGUUCCUGCCAAGACGUGAACCAUAAUAAGGUAAUUGAAACCAACAGAGAAAAUGACAAGCAGGAAACGUGGCUGCUGAUGGAGCUGCAGAAGAUUCGGCGGCAGAUGGAGCACUGUGAGGGCAGGAUGAGCCUGAAGAACCUCCUUCUGACUGACCAAGGCUCCUCCCACCACAUCACAGUGAAAAUCAACGAGCUCAAGAGCGUGCAGAAUGAUUCACAAGCAAUUGCUGAAGUUCUCAACCAGCUCAAAGACCUGCUUGCCAACUUCCGAGGUUCCGAGAAGUACUGCUAUCUUCAGAAUGAAGUGUUUGGAUUGUUCCAGAAGCUGGAGAAUAUCAAUGGUGUUACAGAUGGCUAUUUAAACAGCUUGUGCGCGGUGCGAGCCCUGCUCCAGGCCAUCCUGCAAACUGAAGACAUGUUGAAGGUUUACGAAGCCAGACUCACUGAAGAAGAGACGGUGUGCCUGGAUCUUGACAAAGUGGAAGCUUACCGCUGUGGACUGAAGAAAAUAAAGAACGACUUGAACUUGAAGAAGUCCCUGUUGGCCACCAUGAAGACAGAGCUGCAGAAAGCUCAGCAGAUCCACUCUCAGACCUCACAGCAGUACCCGCUGUAUGACCUGGACCUGGGCAAGCUCAGUGAGAAAGUCACGCAGCUGACCGACCGCUGGCAGAGAAUCGACAAGCAGAUCGACUACAGAUUAUGGGACCUGGAGAAACAAAUCAAGCAACUGAGGAAUUAUCGCGAUAACUACCAAGGAUUCUGCAAGUGGCUCUAUGAUGCCAAGCGCCGCCAGGACUCCUUGGAAUCCAUGAAGUUUGGGGAUUCCAACACCGUCAUGCGCUUCUUGAAUGAGCAGAAGAAUUUGCACAAUGAAAUAUCUGGCAAACGAGACAAAUCAGAGGAAGUACAAAAAGUUGCUGAACUUUGUGCAAAUUCGAUUAAGGAUUACGAACUCCAGCUGGCGUCGUACACUUCGGGGCUGGAGACUCUCCUGAACAUACCCAUCAAGAGAUCAAUGGUGCAGUCCCCUUCCGGGGUGAUCAUGCAGGAGGCUGCAGAUAUCCACGCUCGGUACAUAGAAUUACUUACAAGAUCUGGAGACUAUUACAGAUUCUUAAGCGAGAUGCUGAAGAGUUUAGAGGAUCUGAAGCUGAAAAAUACCAAGAUUGAGGUUUUGGAAGAGGAGCUCAGACUGGCCCGAGAUGCCAACUCAGAAAAUUGCAACAAGAACAAGUUCCUGGAUCAGAACCUGCAGAAGUACCAGGCGGAGUGCUCCCAGUUCAAGGCGAAGCUCGUGAGCCUGGAGGAGCUCAAGAGACAGGCAGAGCUGGACGGGAAGUCGGCCAAGCAGAACCUGGACAAGUGCUACACCCAAAUCAAAGAGCUCAACGAGAAGAUCACGCGGCUCACGUACGAGAUUGAGGACGAGAAGAGGAGGAGGAAGACCGUGGAAGACAGAUUCGACCAGCAGAAGAGCGACUACGACCAGCUGCAGAAAGCCAGGCAGAGCGAGAAGGAGAGCCUCGGCUGGCAGAAGCUAGAGUCUGAGAAAGCCAUCAAGGAGAAGGAGUACGAGAUAGAGAGGCUGAGGGUCCUGCUGCAGGAGGAGGGCGCCCGGAAGAGAGAGUAUGAGAGUGAGCUGGCAAAGGUAAGGAACCACUAUAAUGAGGAGAUGAGUAAUUUAAGGAACAAGUACGAAACAGAGAUUAACAUAACGAAGACCACCAUCAAGGAGAUAUCCAUGCAGAAAGAGGAUGAUUCCAAAAACCUGCGGAAUCAGCUGGACCGGCUGUCCCGGGAGAACCGGGACCUGAAGGACGAGAUCGUGCGGCUCAACGACGGCAUCGUGCAGGCCAGCGAGCAGCGCCGGCGCGCCGAGGAGACCGCCCAGCAGCACAAGGCCAGCGGCUCGGAGAUGCAGCAGAAGAAGCAGCACCUGGAGCUGGAGCUGAAGCAGGUCAUCCAGCAGCGCUCGGAGGACAACGCCAGGCACAAGCAGUCCCUGGAGGAGGCCGCCAAGACCAUCCAGGACAAGAACAAGGAGAUCGAGCGGCUCAAGGCCGAGUUCCAGGCGGAGGCCAAGCGCCGCUGGGAGUAUGAGAAUGAACUGGGUAAGGUAAGGAACAGUUACGAUGAGCAGAUCAUCAGCCUGAAGAACCAGUUCGAGACGGAGAUCAACAUCACCAAGACCACCAUCCACCAGCUGACCAUGCAGAAGGAGGAGGACACGAGCGGGUACCGCGCACAGAUUGACCAGCUCACCAGGGAGAACCGGAGCUUGUCGGAGGAGGUCAAGCGGCUCAAGAGCACCCUCGCGCAGGCCACCGACAGCCUCCGCAGGGUGGAGGACAGCAUGCAGCAGCAGAAGGCCAGCGGCUCGGAGAUGGCCCAGCGCAAGCAGCAGCUGGAGGCCGAGCUCAGGCAGGUGACCCAGAUGCGCACGGAGGAGGGCCUGCGGUACAAGCAGUCUCUCGACGACGCUGCCAAGACGAUUCAGGACAAAAACAAGGAGAUCGAAAGACUGAAGCAGCUGAUAGACAAAGAGACCAAAGAGCGGAAGUGCCUGGAAGACGAGAACGUGAAGCUGCAAAGGGUCCAGUACGACCUGCAGAAGGCAAACAGCAGUGCCACCGAGACGAUCGGCAAGCUCAAGGUGCAGGAGCAGGAGCUGACGCGCCUGAGGCUCGACUACGAGCGGGUGGCUCAGGAGAGGGCCACCAAGGACCAGGAUCUCGCGCGGUUCCAGAGCUCUCUCAAAGAGCUGCAGGUGCAGAAGCAGAAGGUGGAAGAGGAGCUGAGCUGGCUCAAGAGGACGGCCUCCGAAGACUCCUCCAAGAGGAAGAAGCUGGAAGAGGAGCUAGAAGGCAUGAGGAGGUCUCUGAAGGAGCAGGCCACCAGAAUCAGCAGCCUGACCCAGCAGCUGGAGCAGGCAUCCGUGGUCAAGAAGAGGAGCGAGGACGACCUCCGGCAGCAGAGGGACGUGCUGGAGGGCCACCUGCGGGAGAAGCAGAGGACGCAGGAGGACCUGCGCAGGCUCUCCGCUGAGGUGGAGGCCCUGCGGCGGCAGCUGGUGCAGGAGCAGGAGAGCGUCAAGCAGGCCCACUUGAGGAACGAGCAUUUCCAGAAGGCCAUAGAAGAGAAGAGCAGGAGCCUCAACGAAAGCAAAAUCGAGAUCGAGAGGCUGCAGUCCCUCACGGAGAACCUGACCAAGGAGCACCUGAUGCUGGAGGAGGAGCUGCGCAACCUGCGGCUGGAGUACGACGACCUGCGACGGGGCCGCAGCGAGGCCGACAGCGACAAGAACGCCACCAUCUCCGAGCUCAGGAGCCAGCUGCAGAUCAGCAACAACCGGACCCUGGAGCUGCAGGGCCUCAUUAAUGAUUUGCAGAGAGAGAGGGAAAAUUUGAGACAGGAAAUUGAAAAAUUCCAAAAGCAGGCUUUAGAGGCAUCUAAUAGGAUUCAGGAAUCGAAGAACCAGUGCAGCCACGUGGUACAGGAAAGGGAGAGCCUGCUGGUGAAGAUCAAAGUCCUGGAGCAGGACAAGGCGAGGCUGCAGAGGCUGGAGGACGAGCUGAGCCGCGCCAAGGCCACGCUCGAGGCGGAGACCAGGGUGAAGCAGCGCCUGGAGAGCGAGAAGCAGCAGAUCCAGAACGACCUGAACCAGUGGAAGACGCAGUAUUCCCGCAAGGAGGAGGCCAUCCGGAAGAUCGAGUCGGAGCGGGAGAAGAGCGAGCGGGAGAAGAACAGCCUGCGGAGCGAGAUCGAGCGGCUGCAGGCCGAGAUCAAGAGGAUCGAGGAGCGGUGCCGGCGCAAGCUGGAGGACUCGAGCCGGGAGACGCAGUCGCAGCUCGAGACCGAGCGCUCCCGGCUGCAGCGGGAGAUCGAGAAGCUGCAGCAGCGCCCGUACGGGUCCCACCGGGAGACCCAGACCGAGUGCGAGUGGACUGUCGACUCCUCCAAGCUGGUGUUCGACGGGCUGAGGAAGAAGGUGACAGCCAUGCAGCUCUACGAGUGCCAGCUGAUCGACAAGACGACGCUGGACAAGCUGUUGAAGGGCAAGAAGUCGGUGGAAGAGGUUGCCUCGGAAAUCCAGCCUUUCCUCCGGGGCGCGGGCGCCAUCGCUGGAGCGUCUGCUUCUCCCAAGGAGAAAUACUCGUUGGUGGAGGCCAAGAGGAAGAAGCUCAUCAGCCCGGAGGCCACGGUCAUGCUCCUGGAGGCCCAGGCGGCCACGGGCGGCGUCAUCGACCCCCACCGGAAUGAAAAGCUGACCGUGGACAACGCCAUCGCGCGGGACCUCAUCGACUUCGACGACCGCCAGCAGAUCUACAUGGCGGAAAAGGCCAUCACGGGUUUCGAUGACCCAUUUUCAGGCAAGACGGUGUCUGUGUCGGAAGCCAUCAAGAAAAAUUUGAUCGACAGGGAGACUGGCAUGCGCCUGCUGGAAGCCCAGCUUGCUUCGGGGGGCGUGGUGGACCCCGUGAACAGUGUCUUUUUGCCAAAAGAUGUCGCUUUGGCCCGCGGGCUCAUUGACAGAGAUUUGUACCGGUCCCUGAACGAUCCCCGAGACAGUCAGAAAAACUUUGUGGAUCCAGUCACGAAGAAGAAGGUGAGUUACAUGCAGCUGCGGGAGCGGUGCCGCGUGGAGCCGCACACGGGUCUGCUCCUGCUGUCGGUCCAGAAGAGGAGCAUGUCCUUCCAGGGCAUCCGCCAGCCCGUGACCGUCACUGAGCUCGUAGAUUCCGGGAUCCUGAGGCCGUCCACCGUGAACGAGCUGGAGUCGGGCCAGAUUUCUUACGAUGAGGUCGGCGAAAGAAUUAAGGACUUCCUCCAGGGUUCGAGCUGCAUAGCAGGCAUCUACAAUGAGACCACCAAGCAGAAGCUCGGCAUCUAUGAGGCCAUGAAAAUUGGCUUGGUCCGACCAGGCACCGCUCUGGAAUUGCUGGAAGCCCAGGCUGCGACUGGCUUCAUCGUAGACCCUGUGAGCAACUUGAGGUUACCGGUGGAGGAGGCCUAUAAAAGAGGCCUGGUGGGGAUCGAGUUCAAGGAGAAGCUGCUGUCUGCGGAGCGAGCCGUGACAGGUUAUAACGACCCCGAGACCGGAAAUAUCAUCUCUCUGUUCCAAGCCAUGAACAAGGAGCUCAUCGAGAAGGGCCACGGCAUCCGCCUACUGGAAGCCCAGAUCGCCACCGGGGGCAUCAUUGACCCCAAGGAGAGCCAUCGCCUACCCGUGGACAUGGCCUACAAGCGGGGCUAUUUCAAUGAGGAGCUCAGCGAGAUCCUUUCCGAUCCGAGCGACGACACGAAAGGAUUCUUUGAUCCCAACACGGAAGAAAAUCUCACGUACCUGCAGCUCAAAGAAAGAUGCAUUAAGGACGAGGAGACGGGGCUCUGUCUUCUGCCCUUGAAGGAAAAGAAGAAGCAGGUGCAGACGUCCCAGAAGAACACCCUGCGGAAACGGAGAGUGGUCAUAGUGGACCCAGAGAGCAGCAAGGAGAUGUCCGUGCAGGAGGCCUACAAGAAGGGCCUGAUCGACUACGAGACCUUCAAGGAGCUGUGUGAGCAGGAGUGCGAGUGGGAGGAGAUCACCAUCACGGGCUCCGACGGCUCCACGCGCGUCGUGCUGGUCGACAGGAAGACGGGCAGCCAGUACGACAUUCAGGACGCCAUUGACAAGGGCCUGGUGGAGAGGAAGUUCUUUGAUCAGUACCGGUCCGGCAGCCUCAGUCUCACUCAGUUUGCCGACAUGAUCUCCUUGAAAAACGGCGCCAGUGGCGGUGGCGGCGGAGGGGCCGGCCUAGCCGGGAGCAUCGGUGACGAUGUCUUCAGUAGCUCCAGACACGAGUCCGUCAGCAAGAUCUCCACCAUCUCCAGCGUCCGGAAUCUGACCAUCCGCAGCAGCUCGCUGUCCGACCCGCUGGAAGAGUCCAGCCCCAUUGCGGCCAUCUUUGACACGGAAAACCUGGAGAAGAUCUCCAUCACGGAGGGCAUCGAGCGGGGCAUCGUGGACAGCAUCACUGGGCAGCGGCUGCUGGAGGCCCAGGCGUGCACGGGCGGCAUCAUCCACCCCACCACAGGGCAGAAGCUGUCGCUGCAGGACGCCGUCUCCCAGGGGCUCAUUGACCAGGAUAUGGCCACGAGGCUCAAGCCCGCCCAGAAAGCCUUCAUCGGCUUCGAGGGCGUCAAGGGCAAGAAGAAGAUGUCGGCCGCCGAGGCCGUGAAAGAGAAGUGGCUCCCCUAUGAGGCCGGGCAGCGCUUCCUGGAGUUCCAGUUCCUCACGGGGGGCCUCGUCGACCCCGAAGUGCACGGCCGGAUAAGCACAGAGGAGGCCAUCAGGAAGGGCUUCAUUGACGGCCGAGCCGCCCAGAGGCUGCAAGACACCAGCAGCUACGCCAAGAUCCUCACCUGCCCCAAGACCAAGUUGAAAAUCUCCUACAAGGAUGCCAUGAAUCGCUCCAUGGUGGAGGAUAUCACGGGGCUACGCCUUCUGGAGGCCGCGUCCGUGUCCUCCAAGGGCUUACCCAGCCCCUACAACAUGUCCUCGGCGCCCGGCUCGCGCUCCGGCUCGCGCUCCGGCUCGCGGUCAGGGUCGCGCUCCGGCUCGCGCUCCGGCUCCCGGAGGGGAAGCUUCGACGCCACGGGCAACUCCUCCUUCUCCUAUUCCUACUCCUUCAGUAGUAGCUCUAUCGGGCACUAGUGGGCUUCUUGGGCGGGUGUUCUGUGCCCUCGUUGGCAUUGAUUUCCACUUAGGUAGUGAUAAUAAUAACAAUUUUAAAAAAUGGUGCUUGGCGAUAUAGUGAUAGAAUUUUGCUGUGCUUCAAGAAAACAGCCAUGCUUGACAUCAGCUAGCGAAAGGCUGUGGUGGCAUUUUCUUUUUAGUUCAUGUAAUGCAGUGCACUGGUGUGCCGAAUGAUCAGCUGUAAGGAUAGCACAAAUCGAAGUUAGAAUUUGUUUCCGCUCUGUUUAGAUUUCUGACCAAUUCUGCUUCAACUUCUUUGGACUAUAAUCCAGAUUUCAGUACUUGGAAAUAAACUGGUCACUGGUAACGUUAGCCGUUCGGCCCCUCAUCCAUAUAUUUUCAUGUUCUGUAUUAGGAGAAAAUCGCAUCCCUGCACAACCAUCCCUAUCCCGACUGUUUGGGAGUGAGUCCUUGUUAGGAUCCUUUAGGAUGUGGAUUGUAAAGCCCAUAUGCCCUUUAAUGUACUUGUUUGGUUUGCUAUUAAUUUGACUGUAUUGGCGUGAUAGCAGUAAUCUUUAGUUUUCUUGGGUCAAAGUUCUCUGUUUAUUUUGCUUGUCAUUUUCUAUGUACUUUAAAAAAGCAUCUUUAUGAAGUUUGCAGUUCUAGCAAUAAACUUUUAGACUUU
This is a messenger RNA of Ochotona curzoniae (black-lipped pika), 9344 nucleotides long. It is a transcript of the gene DSP, whose product is annotated as desmoplakin. Gene Ontology annotation, molecular function: protein binding; structural molecule activity. Gene Ontology annotation, biological process: skin development; cell-cell adhesion; intermediate filament cytoskeleton organization. The record is from RefSeq and is a predicted model, not a curated record. NCBI's taxonomy places the organism in Eukaryota, Metazoa, Chordata, Mammalia, Lagomorpha, Ochotonidae. Gene Ontology annotation, cellular component: cytoskeleton; intercalated disc; intermediate filament. The transcript has 24 exons. The coding region runs from base 50 to 8677 and encodes 2875 amino acids.